Messenger RNA from Perkinsus marinus ATCC 50983, 2157 nucleotides. Its product is annotated as Chromosome-associated kinesin KLP1, putative. Gene Ontology annotation, biological process: microtubule-based movement; cytoskeleton-dependent intracellular transport. Gene Ontology annotation, molecular function: ATP hydrolysis activity; ATP binding; microtubule binding. The transcript has 21 exons. Gene Ontology annotation, cellular component: kinesin complex; microtubule. NCBI's taxonomy places the organism in Eukaryota, Perkinsozoa, Perkinsida, Perkinsidae. The record is from RefSeq and is a predicted model, not a curated record. Bases 1 to 2157 code for a protein of 718 amino acids.
AUGUGGUGGAAGUGGCGAGAGUGUGGUAUUGUUAGCGACCUGGAUAACAAAGAAACUGAGGACAGCCCCGAUUCGAAGAGGUUUACUUUCGACUACUCUUUCUGGAGUCAUGAUGGAUUUAAAGCAGACUCUCCCACUGGGGCCUUCGUUCCGGACGGGCCCUCAUCGCGAUACGCUGACCAACAAAGUGUGUUCCAAGCUGUAGGGGUUGAUGUGCUGCAUAACGCGUGGGAGGGAUACCAUUGUUGCCUUUUCGCGUACGGGCAAACAGGGUCUGGUAAAAGCUACAGCAUGCUGGGGUACGGCCCGAACCGGGGUAUAGUGCCUAUUGCUUGCGAAGAGCUGUUUAGGAGGAUCGAUAAGACCUCUUCAGAAGCACUGAAAUUCGAGGUGUCAGUUACCAUGUUGGAGAUCUAUAAUGAGAACGUACAGGACCUGCUGGUACACCCUAGAGAUCGGCCAAAGAAGGGCUUACUCAUUCGAGAGAGCAAGCAGGCCGGCGUAUUUGUCGAAGGAGUGUCGUCGAGGCCUGUGGAGUCCUUUUCUGAUAUAGUAGAAGUAGUGGAGGAGGGGACUAGUAAUCGUAGUAUAGGCGCUACGUUGAUGAACGCGACCAGCAGUAGAGCUCAUACUGUGAUCGCUAUAGAAUUCAGAUCAGCAUUAUGGGGGGAGAGGAGGGGGGUGAGGAUGAGCAAGAUUAACUUGGUGGACCUUGCUGGGUCGGAGAAAGCUGGUCACACCGGGGCGAGAGGGGACAGGCUAAAGGAGGGGUGUGCGAUUAACAAGUCACUGAGCGCACUAGGAAAUGUUAUAUCGGCGUUAGCAGACAAGUCAACGGGUAAGGCCAAGCCGGGGACGGUGAUACCGUAUAGGGACAGUAAGCUGACGAGGCUGUUGCAGAAUGCCCUUGGGGGCUCAAGUAAGACGGUUAUGAUAUGCGCCAUCAGCCCCGCUAGUGCCAACUACGAGGAGAGUCUGUCGACACUGAGGUACGCUGAUCGCGCUAAGAAGAUUAAGAAUGCAGCUGUUGUGAAUGAGGACCCCCAAGAUAAGUUGAUCCGGCAGCUCCGGGAAGAGAACGAAAAGCUGAAGGCCUUGCUGAUGGGGGGAGAGGGUAAGCUGAGUAGAUCUGGCACGCUUGGGUCGAUGAAUGAGGAGGAUAGAGAGGCUUAUGAGAGAGAGAAAGAGGACCUCAAGAGGAGCCACGAAAAGGAGAUACAUGCUAUGGAGGUGGCGUUGAAGGAAAUGCAGCGAUCUUGGGAGGAGAGGUUGGCAGAGGCUAAUAGGAGUAGUAGACGAGAGCACCUCUCUAAGGGAAGUGGGGAGGGUCUGCUUGAUCUCACGCAACCUCACUUAACCAACCUCAAUGAGGACUCUAUGUUGACGGGGAAAGUCUUUUACGCCUUUACUGAUGGAGACAACUGGUUUGGUGGGAAGAAGAGGAGGGGGAGUAUAGAGAGCUCAGAGGGGGAUGAUGAGGAUCUCCGAGGGCCGGCGAAGUAUCUUCUAACAGGUGCUGGCUUCGUGCAUAGAUACCUCGUGUGCAUCACUGUGAGGGACGGAGAGGCAACCAUAAGGGCUGAUAAAGAGGCCUAUGCUGGCCAGGCGUUUUGCUAUCUCAAUGGUGAUGUGAUUCCGCAUGGGGAUCCCCUCCCAUUACACCAUGGAGACCGCGUCGUCCUAGGUCGUCAGAAUAACUACAACUUCGUAUAUGUGGACCCUAGGGAGGGGAGUGGGCAGGAGUUGAUAGAGCAUGGCGAGGUGAGCUAUGAGGAUUGCAUGGAGGAGUUGGCGGCCAAGCAAGGUGAUGUAAGCAGUGGGUACAUGAGGAGGAGAAGUGUGGCUGAGGCCGAGACGACGGAGAGGAAACGACAGGAAGAAUACGAGAUGUCGAUACGGGAGGCUGAAGAGGCGAGGGCGAAGGCUGAUGCUGAGGCUAAGGCAAGGGAGGAGGAAUAUGAGGCUAGGCUGCAGGAAAUGCAGUCGCAGAAGGGGGGAGAGGAAGAGUUGCAGAGGUUGAGGAGGCAGUUGAAGUCUGAGAGGAAGGAGGCGGAGAGGGAGAGAGAGGCUAUGCUGAGGAAACAAAAGGAGUUGGAGGAGGCAGAGAUGAAGACUGUUAUACAAGGCAAACAGACAACCGCACUGUUAUACAGAUGA